AUGCUCCGCCUGUCUGCUUCGCAUUUCUGGCUGUCACGUCAUUCACCACCGGAAUGUACAGCAAGAAGGUUCCUAAGUACCGAAUAUACUAUCGAACGCUUCAGCCUCAUAACCCCGCGAUCCACCAGUACCUUCCACCGCGGCGGAGCCACAGAGCAGGCGCGCGAGCAGAUUGGUGUGGUUACACUUCACGUUGGAGAUGGCGAAGAUGCCACCAGCUUCCUCGACAAUGUUGAGAUCCGAAUUCGUCAUCUACAGAAAGAUUCCCUAAGCUCGAGCCAGGCACCGCUGCAAACCGGCUGUGUUGAGGUGACUCGACUAGUGCAAGACGUCCUUAAGCCCGCGGCGCUUAGUGCUAUUCGCAAAAGAGAGAGGCGUGAUCGCUCUAUGAAUGCGACGCAGACAUAUCCUGUUUUCGUUGUUUACAUUGAGCGUUCGAGGGCAGGGACGAUUCUGACUGAGCCGACGAGCUUUCAUGAUUCUUUAUCACUUCCUGCAAUCAAGAUAUGGAUCUCACUUGUGGUGGGUUUGAAAUAA
This is a messenger RNA of Penicillium odoratum, 537 nucleotides long. RefSeq lists its product as uncharacterized. The record is from RefSeq and is a predicted model, not a curated record. NCBI's taxonomy places the organism in Eukaryota, Fungi, Ascomycota, Eurotiomycetes, Eurotiales, Aspergillaceae. The transcript is spliced from 2 exons. Bases 1 to 537 code for a protein of 178 amino acids.